AUGGAAAACAUCCAAGUAGCAGUCCGCAUACGUCCUGAUCCUGAACCUUCCAUCUGGGCAAUUCAUGAUCAACAUAUAUUUCUUAACAAUUAAAUGAGAAAGCCACCCAAUGGGUAAGGUCGUACGACUUUUGCAUUUGAUCACUGCUUCAGCUAGGACAGCAAAAAUACUGAUAUCUAUUCGAAGGAGGUGAAAUCAUUAGUGCUUGGAUCUACCAAUGGUAUCAAUGGCACUAUUUUCCUCUAUGGUCAAACUGGUAGUGGCAAGACUUACACAAUGUUGGGUAAGGAAAAUGAUGAAGGCGUCUUAUUGUAGAGUUUUAAGGAUUUGUUUGCUAAAAUUGAGGCUGAUCUCAAUAAGACCUAUGUUUUACGUUGUUCAUAUUUUGAAAUAUACAAUGAACAAAUAUUUGAUCUCCUAAAACCAUCCUCCAAAUUAUAAGAAACCUUACAAGUCAACGAAGAUCAAAAGAAGGAAUUCUUCAGUGAAAGGACUCAUCGAAUAAUCAGUAUCAUCCAUCAAUGA
Messenger RNA from Paramecium tetraurelia, 525 nucleotides. RefSeq lists its product as uncharacterized. Lineage: Eukaryota; Ciliophora; Oligohymenophorea; Peniculida; Parameciidae. Gene Ontology annotation, molecular function: microtubule motor activity; microtubule binding; ATP binding. The transcript has a single exon. The record is from RefSeq and is a predicted model, not a curated record. Gene Ontology annotation, biological process: microtubule-based movement.